Molecule: messenger RNA, 1805 nt
Organism: Octodon degus (degu)
Lineage: Eukaryota; Metazoa; Chordata; Mammalia; Rodentia; Octodontidae
Gene: Cfap210
Product: coiled-coil domain containing 173
Exons: 9
Coding region: 70-1713 (547 amino acids)
Source: RefSeq, a predicted model, not a curated record
CAGUGCGGGCCGGGUCCUGCUCAACCAUAGUCUGCCCAGGUCUUGGCGCCCUGGGAGAAAGUAGUAAAGAUGCUGGUGCGGUUUGGACGGCGCUGUGGACAGGCGAGAGAAAGCAAGGAAAUCAGGAACUCUGAAGAUGGUGGCAUUUCCUACCCACCUCUUCUACCUAGCAAGGUGGAUCUCCGGCAGGUUACCAUCAUCCCACACGAUGAGUGGGAAAGGAUUCAGGAUAGCCUGGGUGGUUUGACAAGGGAAGCAGCAGCUCUUCGCGCAGAAAGAAAGGCCAAGGAAGAAAUGCAUUUCCGAUCCCAAGAGGUGGUAAAACACUGGACUAAUACUUACGCAGGAUUGAAAGAACAGAAACUCAAAGCCAAAAAAAAGCGGGAUGAAGAAAUCGAAGCUGAAAGACAAAUCCUUGACCUGGAAGAGGAAAUAUACAAACAAGGAGAAAGAAAGAAGGCCAUUGAAUAUGCAAAGCAGUAUCAAUUUUACCAGACAGAACGAGUGAAAAACUUUCAUUCAGGACUUCUUCUCAGCAGAGCUAUGAAGGAACGUGAUGUCCAGGUUGAAUUCCAUAAGAGUAAGAUAAAAUCAGAUACCAGAUGGGAAGAGCAAUUGAAACUCAACAUUGAAAAGGCCUGGAAAGAAGAGCAAGAAAAAGCAGAAAAACAACACAGAGAAAGAGUGGCUCUUGCUGAGGAGCAUCUAAAACAAAUAAAGGAACAUGAAGAGGAAAAAGAAAAGAGGAAAAAACUUGAAGAAAAAGACGCUGAGGAGAUAAAACGACAGAACUUAUUGCAUGAAAUAGAAAUGAGAAAAAAACUAAAAAAGAAAAAGGAAGAGAUAGAUGAGAGCAGGAAGCUGUUUUUGGCACAUAUGUGUGAUAAAAACAUCAUCAAAGCUGUUAAGCAGCAGCAGCAAGAGGAGGAGGAUGAGAAGGUUCGAAUAUUUAUCAAAGCAAAAAAGCGUCUGGCACAAAUGAGGAGAGAAAAAGAAGCUGAAACACACAGGUUAAUGGAGGAACGGAGAGAAAAAAUAAAUAAUUUCCUGAGUGAACUAAUGAAAGAGAAACUUGAUAAUGAAGAUUUAGUUAUUGCUAAAGAUAUUGCAGAAGCUGAAGCUGAGUGGGAGAAAAAAGAAAAAGAAAAAUAUGAAAAAACCAAGGCAGAUUUAAAAGCGAUUGCAGAACAUAGAGCCAUUAUGAUGAAAAAUAAAGAGGAAGAAGAAAGACAAACGAAAAUAGAAGCUAAAGAACAAUUACUGGCUGUCAUGAAAGCAGAUCAAAUUUUCAGGGAGCAGGAAAAGGAGAAAAAACGCAAAGCUGAUAUAGAACGCCGAGAAGUUCAGGAUGCCCAUAUUCAGCAGAUGGCCAAAAAUAAAUUUAAUGCUCAACAAGCAAAAGAAGCAGAAUUAGAGUAUUGCAGACAUACUGAAUCUCUUGCAGCUGCAAAGGAGAAAGAAUUUCAGGAUUAUGCCAGAGAAGUGAUUGAACUUGAAUCUGAGUCAACAAAUAAAUAUAUUUACCCUCUUGUAAAAGCUGUACAGGAAGGACCUGGAGGUGGCCAUGGACCAGCUUUUGUGGAUCGAGGUGGCUUAAGACCAAGCUAUCAAGCGAAUGAUUUUACUGGUGUACAGCUCCCCUUUUAUAAUUCUCAGGGAUCAAAAUAUACUAAUUUACAGAAGUCUAAGAGAAGGCUAGGUUUUACAUGGUAGAAAAAUUUAAACAUUGAGAAGACUAAGUUGUAGGAAAUGAGCUACAAAUGUAAUACAAUGUUUGUUAAUAAAGCUCCUUUUCAUCUCAGUAC